CCCGAUGGGCCCAGCCCGCCGACCGCCCCUUCAUGAACGGAGCGCGUAGUUUCUCAAUGGAGCCGCGGGGGGCGGGGGGCAGUGAGUCGGGAGGGAGGCGCGGCGUUCCGUCUCUCCCCUCGGCCCCCGGCCGCGGCCUGAGGCGCUGAGGCGGCUGCCGGGCGGCCGCACCCGCCGCCGGAGGACCCGUCGCGCUCGGCAGGAGCGGCGCCGCCGCCGAGGCCUGGACCGCUCUCCGUUUCCUCCUCUUUCCUCCCGGUCGGCUUUCAGCUCUCCGGCGGCGCUUUUCCGGGAGGAGGACACGCACCAGGUUUCCGCCCAGAAGACGGCGACACCGGGAGCCUGCGGCGGGGAGACGACGGCGCCGGGCGCGGCAUGCACGGGCCGGCCCCGCGCUGCUGAGCCGCCUCGCGCUCCGGAGCGGGCUCUGUGCGCGGCGGCGGCGGGAUGGAGCCCGCGACCGCGCCCCAGGCCGACAUGGCGCCGGAGCUGACCCCGGAGGAGGAGCAGGCCACCAGGCAAUUUCUUGAAGAGAUUAACAAGUGGACAGUUCAGUACAACGUUCCCCCUCUCUCUUGGAACGUGGCUGUCAAGUUCCUCAUGGCUCGGAAGUUCGAUGUGCUCCGCGCCGUAGAGUUGUUCCACUCCUACCGGGAAACAAGAAGGAAGGAAGGCAUUGUGAAUCUGAAACCUCAUGAAGAACCUCUCCGUUCUGAGAUUCUUAGUGGAAAAUUCACCAUCUUAGAUGUUCGGGACCCAACAGGAGCCUCCAUUGCCCUCUUCACUGCCAAAUUGCAUCAUCCCCACAAGUCAGUGCAACAUGUGGUACUUCAGGCUCUGUUUUACUUGUUAGACAGAGCUGUGGAUAGCUUUGAAACACAGAGAAAUGGACUGGUGUUUAUCUAUGACAUGUGUGGUUCUAAUUAUACCAACUUUGAGCUGGAUCUUGGCAAGAAAGUCCUAAACCUGCUGAAGAACCUAAGGAUGCACACAUGUUUGCUGAUAAGAAAAGUCAGGAUAGUUUUUGAUCACAAAGCUUAUGUCUACAGGAACAUAACAUCAAUACUUUUAAAGGGGGCAUUUCCAGCUCGUUUGAAGAAAGUGCUGAUUGUGGGAGCACCCAUAUGGUUCCGAGUGCCCUAUUCCAUCAUCAGCCUCCUCCUGAAGGACAAAGUCCGAGAGAGGAUUCAGAUAUUAAAGACAUCCGAGGUCACCCAGCACCUGCCCAGAGAGUGCCUUCCAGAAAACCUGGGUGGGUACGUCAAAAUGGACCUCGCCACUUGGAAUUUCCAAUUCCUACCCCAGAUGAAUGGCCACCCGGACCCCUUCGAUGAGAUCAUCCUGUUCUCCCUCCCUCCUGCUUUAGACUGGGACUCAGUGCAUGUUCCAGGUCCUCAAGCCAUGACAAUCCAGGAGCUGAUGAAUUACGUGAGCACCAGGCAAAAGCGGGGAAUAUAUGAGGAGUAUGAAGACAUUCGUCGUGAGAACCCUGUUGGCACUUUCCACUGUUCCAUGUCUCCAGGAAACCUAGAGAAGAACCGCUAUGGGGAUGUACCCUGCCUGGACCAAACAAGAGUAAAACUGAUAAAACGAAGUGGCCACACUCAGACAGAUUACAUCAAUGCCAGUUUCAUGGAUGGCUAUAAGCAGAAGAAUGCUUACAUUGGUACACAAGGCCCUUUGGAGAAUACUUAUCGUGAUUUUUGGCUCAUGGUAUGGGAGCAAAAAGUCUUGGUGAUUGUCAUGACCACUCGCUUUGAGGAGGGCGGCAGGAGGAAGUGUGGCCAGUACUGGCCUUUAGAAAAAGACUCUCGGAUCCGAUUUGGCUUCCUCACAGUGACCAAUCUAGGCGUGGAGAACAUGAACCAUUAUAAGAAAACAACGCUAGAAAUUCAUAACACAGAGGAGCGGCAGAAACGCCAGGUGACUCACUUUCAAUUCCUGAGCUGGCCAGAUUAUGGUGUACCCUCCUCAGCGGCUUCCCUCAUUGACUUCUUGAGAGCAGUCAGGAGCCAGCAGAGGUUGGCCGUCAGCAGCUUGGGAGCACACUCCAAAGGGCAGUGCCCUGAACCACCCAUUGUGGUCCAUUGCAGUGCAGGCAUUGGCAGGACAGGUACCUUCUGCUCACUGGACAUCUGCCUGGCACAGCUGGAGGAGCUCGGCACCCUUAACGUGUUCCAGACGGUGUCCCGCAUGAGGACCCAGAGGGCCUUCAGUAUUCAGACCCCCGAGCAGUACUAUUUUUGCUACAAGGCAAUCCUGGAGUUCGCAGAAAGGGAGGGCAUGGUGCCAUCCAGCCACAACGUCGUGGCUAUGGAGAGUCAGUAACUGUCCCAUGAGCCUCCUCCUGCUAGCCAGCCUUCUUCCUUAAACUCCCUGGACACCGCUGAGCCUAUAGGCUGCCAUCAGUUACACUGAAGCCAUGGAUGAACCUCCUUCUUGUGUCUCCCAGUGUACGCAGGAUGGCCUUUCCCUUUGGCUAGGUAGAUGUGGUGAAAUGGUUACUAGAAAGGGCCAGCAACAAUGUGUUCUUAAUUCCUAGCACCUGCCAUUGAACUGUGCCUUAUUAAAACCAAAUUGUGGCUAUUGAUUUUUGCUAGAGGCUCUAAGCAAGGUAAGUGAGAAAGGACCCCCCUCCCCCUUUCCAAUGCCUUCUUCUUCUGGAGAUCUCUUUCCCAUUCCUUCCCCAUUGCUAGGAUUUGAUGGGAGGUUUGGUGAGCAUCCACCUUCCUUCCCAGAAAGCUUGACCAAGUUAUAUGUUCUAGAGAAAGUCCCGAGUGCCAAGCACGUUUAUACCUAGAGCGUGUAUUCGAGUCUCUUCUGUUAUUCUGUGUGUGUGUGCGCGCGCGUGUGUGUGUGUGCGCGCACACACACUCAUGUGUAUGGGUCCAUAUGUACGUGUGUAUAUAAAUAUAUAUUGUAUGUGACAAUAUGGUGGUAUUCUAUAAAUACAUAUACACACAGUUACUCCUUUAUAAAAGUUCCUGGGGCUCCAUGUUGCAGUUUAGGACUCGUUGCUUCUUGUGCCCUACUGUUUAUCCUGGACUAGCUGGGGUUGGGGAUCAUGUCUCCUGUUGUCAGACCACAGAGUUGUGGAAGAGGACACAGGUACAUCUACUCUUCGUGUUUUUGCCACAGGCCUUCAUCCUUAUGUAAUGACUUAUCUCACUCCAGAAUGCUACCUUUUGGAGCCAAAAAUACUGGUUUGUGGUGACACUGGUUUAAUUCAGCUUAGAUUGCCCUUACCUAAUGAUUUCCUCCGUUUACUUUGCUGAUUUUGGUAAUAGACCUCCACUGUGAUUCUCUUUUCUCUUCCUAUCCCUCGGGGAUUGAAGCCUGGGAGUAGAGAUGAACUCACUGAGCAGCCAGAGCCAAAAGCAGUUUCUUAGAAGGAAAGAGAAGGAGCCUCGGUAUGAGGAGGAAACUACCAUGAGAGUCUGUCUCUGGGAGAAUGUGCUAGGGUCCCUUUUUCUUUUGCCAAAAGGUUCCUUUCCUUAUGCAGCUUGGUCAUAUCCACUCAAAUAACCAGUUCUUUCUGCCUAGUAGCCUGCCAGAGCCUGGAGCUCAAGCUGGGUGGGUUCUAUGACAGUAAAAAUCUUAACUCCUGACUGGGUAUAGCAGUCCCCCUGCAAUUACUAUUUCCUUCCCAUUCACCCAGCCUAUCCCUGUCUGCGCCCAGCCUACCAGCCUGAUAUGCCAGGGAUCCCCAGUGCUCUAUAUUCCCAAGAAAAUCCCAGGAACCCCUAAAGCUUCCUCCAUCACAGAUGAGGUUGGUAGCUGAUCAGACCUCAAUAAUUUUAUACUGUAAUAAGCUCUUGAAUGUAUAUGUUCUUAUUUUACAAUCUUUUCCUUUUGUAUUUAAUGUCAAUGGAUUGAGUCAGAUUCAGAAAAUAAUUGUAAAUGUUCAUAUUCAGUAUCUUAUACCAAUAGUUUUGUGUUUACAUAUAAAUAUACUGACAUGAUCAAAC
Molecule: messenger RNA, 3968 nt
Organism: Eptesicus fuscus (big brown bat)
Lineage: Eukaryota; Metazoa; Chordata; Mammalia; Chiroptera; Vespertilionidae
Gene: PTPN9
Product: protein tyrosine phosphatase non-receptor type 9
Exons: 14
Coding region: 448-2328 (626 amino acids)
Biological process (GO): protein dephosphorylation
Molecular function (GO): protein tyrosine phosphatase activity
Source: RefSeq, a predicted model, not a curated record